AUGUCUGCUACUGCCACAGAAUCCCAUCAGAAUGGGGCAAUUGGAGCACAUAAUCAACACUCAACUCAAGAUUCAACGCCACAACAAGCAAAACCCGAGGCGCCUACAAACAAGACUCCUAAUGAUAAACAUCACAAGUUUAAAAAAAAAUUGGUUAGAGCCCAACCCAAUGCAAAUGCUUUGAAGUUUAAAGCAUGGCUCGGUGGGCAUAUUGCUUCUGUUGUAUUCGGCACCAUUACGUUUAUUUUCCAGGCUUUUUGGUUACCUAACGUCUACUACAUCAAUUCAAUCUGCUACAGAUUAGCCUUGUUUGGAUCGAUGGUGGCAUUGACUUCUACGUUUAGUCACAAGUUUGGGUUACACUUUUUACCACCAGUGGCUACAUUGUUGAGUCAUGAGAAUUUCCAAUACUUGAUCUUGGCAGUAGUUUGGUGUUUUACAUUCAGGUCAGUGUUUAAGAUUCUCCCAUACUUUUUGUUGAGUGUCUUGCACUUGAGUAAAUUGAAGAAUGUUACUGCUGUCAUUAAGCAUGCAUCUACAUUAUCAGCAUUGAUUGCGUAUGACGAAUUAUUUUUAAUUGUCUACUUGGUCCUUAGAACCUUGUUUUUCAGAAAUGCCAGUGGUUAUCAAUUGACUUUGUUUUUGAUCUUUUAUUGGUUGAGAAUAUUGUACAACAAGGAAACCGGUAACUUGUUCUCUGCCAUUGUUGAUAGAUUGGAUGGUGAAAUGGUCAAGGUGAAGAACCCAACCGUACAAAGAAGAUGGGAAAAGGUGAGAGAGUUUGUAAAAGUGAAGCAAGAACAUGAGCAUCAAGAUGAUUAA
Messenger RNA from Lodderomyces margitis, 822 nucleotides. RefSeq lists its product as uncharacterized. The record is from RefSeq and is a predicted model, not a curated record. Gene Ontology annotation, biological process: endoplasmic reticulum tubular network organization; membrane organization. The coding region runs from base 1 to 822 and encodes 273 amino acids. Gene Ontology annotation, cellular component: endoplasmic reticulum. NCBI's taxonomy places the organism in Eukaryota, Fungi, Ascomycota, Pichiomycetes, Serinales, Debaryomycetaceae. The transcript has a single exon.